This is a messenger RNA of Colletotrichum orchidophilum, 237 nucleotides long. RefSeq lists its product as uncharacterized. The record is from RefSeq and is a predicted model, not a curated record. NCBI's taxonomy places the organism in Eukaryota, Fungi, Ascomycota, Sordariomycetes, Glomerellales, Glomerellaceae. The transcript has a single exon. Bases 1 to 237 code for a protein of 78 amino acids.
AUGUCGCCAACAUACACCAUGUCCGCACACCUGUGCAAGUCCAUUUACGCCUCGUGGCGCGAAACCCGCCGUUCGCCUUCCGACCUACCCUCCCCUGGCGUCCAGGCACCCAACAUGACCUCCUACUUCCCUCGCAGCCCUUCUCCUGAGAAGCGCUCCAUGGAUAGCGACCGCAGCGAGACCAACUUGCCAAUGUCUCGAUCAUCCUCGAGCUCCUCGUGGCGGAGUCCCAAAUAG